Camelus dromedarius (Arabian camel) is the source of this 9145-nucleotide messenger RNA. It is a transcript of the gene GSE1, whose product is annotated as Gse1 coiled-coil protein. Bases 290 to 5431 code for a protein of 1713 amino acids. The record is from RefSeq and is a predicted model, not a curated record. The transcript has 17 exons. NCBI's taxonomy places the organism in Eukaryota, Metazoa, Chordata, Mammalia, Artiodactyla, Camelidae.
GAGACAGGGCGUGGAGACCUCCACACCGGGAGACUUGGAGGACGAGGGAGUCCCUUCGAAACUCCACGUGGACGGGGAGCCCAAGACCGGCAUCCGGCGCCGGCGGAAGGGCACCGGGAGGCACUGGGUCUCUGAGGCCCGGGCCAGCGUCCUGAGGGGCAUUCAGGACCCUUGGCAAGGGCCUGCAGUCCAAGUGGCCCCUGCAGAGGGCGUAAAAGGAGCUCCUUCGGUGAGGGCCGCCAAGACUCCUGAGAGCAGACCGCUGAGGGAGACCCGAGGGGGCUACUGCAUGUCUGAGGACAGUGACAUCAACAUCACCAGCGAGGAAGAGGACCGGAAGGAGCAGCCUCUCCCAGGCCCCUGCCGCCCCAAAGAGAAGGAAAACGGUGGCGGCCGUGCCCCCAGGGCUCCCCUGGAUAGCCGGGCUGCACCACCAGAGGGCCUUUGCUGCUACAUCUGCGGGUCGGCACUGUCCCCGGCCUCGCAGCACCAGAUCCACGUGCAGAAGCAGGAGAAGCUGGCCCAGGCUCCCUUCUUCCCCUUCCUGUGGCUGCACAGCCCGCCCCCCGGGGCACAGCCCAUCAGCCAGGGCGGCAGCACCCUGGUGUGUCCCUGCUGCUUCUCAUCCCUCAUGCAGCAGUGGCAGAGCUUCGAGCUGGCCAACGUGCCUGUCCUGCAGCGGCUAUACGUGGUUCCGCUGAACAGCCACGCCCCUGGCAUGGCCUCCAAGGGCAGGAGGCUCCCGAGGGAAGAGGGCCUGCCUACUGGGGCUCUGCCAGAGGCCUGCUACCUCUGUGGGGAAGACUGUACCCAGGAUGCCCGGGCCGUGGCCUCCAGGGUCCUCAACGGCAAUGCCAGGGGCUCCAUGCAUUUCCCCUUUCUCAGCCUCCUGCCCUGCCCCCCCAACGCCCAGGGCCCCAACAAGCGCUGUGAGGUCCGCAGCUGCCCCAAGUGCUUCAGCGUCCUGGAGGAUGUCUGGGCCCUGUACCGGGCCUGCCAGAAUGAGGAGCUCAUCACCUCCGUUCAGGGCUUCCUGGGGAGGUACCACCAGGCCUUCUCUGCCUCAGACCCUGCUCUCUCCGAGCCGCCCACAUUAGCCCAGGGCAGCCCAGCGUCUGUCUGCUAUAUCUGUGGGGCUGAGCUGGGCCCUGGGAAGGAGUUCCAGCUCAAUGUGAACCCCUCCAGCCGCUUGGGUGAGAAAGAACCAUUCUUCCCGUUCCUCACCGUCUACCCGCCCGCCCCGCACGCCAGGCCUGCUGACUCCACCGGCCUAGUGGCCACCUGCGUUCUCUGUUACCACGACCUGCUGGGCCAGUGGCUGCAGCACGAGGCCCGCAGCACCCACCACGCCAUCAGCCCCUGGUCUCGGCAGUACCAAGUGGAGAUGUUCGUGUGCUUCUUCUGCCAGCAGGAGAAGAAGCGGUGUCUUGGGCUGAAGGCUGUGAGGGUGGCCCGGUUACCCUUGUUUCUCUAUACCCUGCGAGCAAGCCACAGCCUGCUAGUGGACGAUGGGCGGCAGCUGAUCAUUGGCGCCUGUGUGGAGUGUGGGACCCUGGUGUGCGCUGGCCAAGGGCUUACCCGCCAGGGACCCAUGGGCUGGAGCUCCCCAGUGGCAGUGGCAAGGAAGGUCACCUCUGUAUCUCUUGAGGCGUCAGCGGCCAUCCACCCUCCUGCCCGGGAGCUUGAGCCCCGGCCAAAUGCCCCAGCAGAGAGCCUGCCCAGGGGCCCCCGGACCACCCAGGAGCAGGGGCCAGCCUGGUGUCAGCAGAGCAGCCAGGACGGGGCUGGACCGGACCUCACCAGCACAGGCAUGAGCCAUGAGCCCAAGUCCCCUUCACUAGGGAUGCUUUCCACCGCGACCAGGACCACCGCCACCGUCAACCCCCUCACCCCCUCGCCGCUCAAUGGCGCCCUGGUGCCCAGCGGCAGCCCCGCCACCAGCAGUGCGCUGUCGGCCCAGGCCGCGCCGUCCUCCAGCUUUGCCGCCGCGCUGCGCAAGCUCGCCAAACAGGCGGAGGAGCCCAGAGGGUCUUCACUGAGCAGCGAGUCGUCCCCCGUGUCCUCUCCAGCCACCAACCACAGCUCCCCCGCCAGUACGCCCAAGCGUGUGCCCAUGGGCCCCAUCAUUGUCCCCCCCGGGGGCCACAGCGUCCCCAGCACACCCCCCGUAGUGACCAUCGCCCCCACCAAGACCGUCAAUGGCGUCUGGAGGAGUGAGAGCCGGCAGCAGGACGCCGGCUCCCGGGGCAGCAGUGGCGGCCGGGAGCGCCUCAUCGUGGAGCCCCCGCUGCCCCAGGAGAAGGCGGGGGGCCCAGCCAUCCCCUCCCACCUGCUCAGCACCCCCUACCCCUUUGGCAUCUCCCCCAGCUCGGUGGUACAGGACUCCCGCUUCCCACCGCUGAACCUCCAGCGGCCUGUGCACCACGUGGUGCCCCCCAGCACAGUGCCCGAGGACUACCUGAGGAGCUUCCGGCCCUACCACACCGCCGAGGACCUCCGCGUGUCCUCCCUGCCUCCCCUCGGCCUGGACCCGGCCGCUGCUGCUGCCUACUACCACCCUGGCUACCUGGCCCCGCACCCCUUCCCCCACCCGGCCUUCAGGAUGGACGACUCCUACUGCCUGUCAGCGCUGCGCUCGCCCUUCUACCCCAUCCCCACGCCCGGCUCCCUGCCCCCACUGCACCCCUCGGCCGUGCACCUCCACCUCUCCGGGAUCCGCUACCCGCCCGAGCUCUCCCACUCAUCCCUGGCGGCACUGCACUCAGAGCGGAUGUCCAGCCUCGGUGCGGAGCGGCUGCAGAUGGAUGAGGAGCUGAGGCGGGAGAGGGAGCGCGAGCGCGAGCGGGAGGCUGACCGAGAGCGGGAGAAGGAGCGCGAGCGGGAGCGGGAGAAGGAGCGCGAGCGGGAGAAGGAGCUGGAGCGCGAGCGGGAGAGGGAGCGGGAGCUGGAGCGCCAGCGGGAGCAGCGGGCCCGCGAGAAGGAGCUGCUGGCCGCCAAGGCGCUGGAGCCAGCCUUCCUGCCCGUGGCCGAGCUGCACGGGCUGCGGAGCCACGCCGCCGAGGAGCGGGCCAAGCCCCCAGAGCAGCUGGCCCCAACCAGAGCAGAGAAGCUGAAGGACGCGGGCCUGCCGGCGCCCAAGCCCGUGCAGCACCCACUGCACCCGGCGCCCGCCCCCCACCACGGCUUGCCCAGCCUCCUCUCCAACCACGGCCUCUUCUCGCUGCCCGGCAGCAGCGCGGCCACGGCCCUGCUGAUCCAGCGCACCAACGAGGAGGAGAAGUGGCUGGCGCGGCAGCGGCGGCUGCGGCAGGAGAAGGAGGACCGGCAGUCGCAGGUGUCCGAGUUUCGGCAGCAGGUGCUGGAGCAGCACCUGGACAUGGGCCGGCCGCCAGCGCCCACAGAGACGGAGCACAGGCCGGAGAGCACCAGGCCGGGACCAAACCGCCAUGAGCCGGGAAGCCGAGACCCUCCACAGCACUUUGGAGGGCCCCCACCCCUCAUUUCGCCCAAGCCCCAGCACCACUCCGUGCCCACAGCCCUCUGGAACCCGGUGUCCCUGAUGGACAGCACGCUGGACACGAGGCGUGCCCCAGAGGGCCAUCCCCUGCACAGCCACCCCACCCCAUUUGAGCCCAGCCGCCAGGCGGCCGUCCCACUGGUAAAGGUGGAGAGGAUCUACUGCCCGGAAAAGGCAGAGGAGGGGCCCCGGAAGCGCGAGGCCACCCCCCUGGACAAGUACCAGCCGCCGCCUCGGGAGGCAGGGAGCCUGGAGCAGCCGGCCUUCCCUCACGGGUCCGCGCCCUUCCUGGCUGAGCUCGAGAAGUCCACGCAGACCCUCCUGGGCCAGCAGCGGGCCUCCCUCGCCCAUCCUGCCCCCUUCGGGGAGCUCACCGGGCCCCUAAAGCCAGGCUCGCCCUCCCGGCCCCCAGCUUCUCGGGGCCCCGACCCUGCCUACAUCUACGAUGAGCUCCUGCAGCAGCGCCGGAGGCUGGUCAGCAAGCUGGACCUGGAGGAGCGCAGGCGGCGGGAGGCCCAGGAGAAAGGAUACUACUACGACCUGGACGACUCCUAUGAUGAGAGUGACGAAGAAGAGGUCAGGGCCCACCUCCGCUGUGUGGCCGAGCAGCCGCCCCUCAAACUGGACACAUCCUCUGAGAAGCUAGAGUUUUUGCAACUUUUUGGCUUGACCACCCAACAGCAGAAGGAGGAAUUGCUGACGCAGAAGCGGAGGAAGCGGCGGCGGAUGCUGAGGGAAAGGAGCCCGUCGCCCCCGACGGUUCAGAGCAAGCGGCAGACGCCUUCGCCGAGGCUGGCGCUGACCACCCGCUACAGCCCCGAUGAGAUGAACUGCAGCCCAAACUUCGAAGAGAAGAGGAAGUUCCUGACCAUCUUCAAUCUGACCCACAUCAGCGCGGAGAAGAGGAAAGACAAAGAGAAACUUGUUGAGCUGCUCCAGGCCAUGAAGCAGAAGGCACUGUCAGCAGCAGUGGCAGACCCGCUCAGGAACUCUCCGAGGGACAGUCCGGCUGUCUCCCUGAGCGAACCAGCCACGCAGCAAGCCUCUCUGGAUGUGGAGAAGCCUGUGGGUGUUGCUGCUUCCUUGUCUGACGUCCCGAAGGCCACGGAGCCUGGGAGACUGGAACAGCUCCGGCCCCAGGAGCCGUCGCGAGUCCAGGAGACGGCUCCUGCCAGCGGCGAGAAGGCCAGGCUGAGUGAGACCCCCGGGGGCAGGAAGAGCCUGAGCAUGCUUCAUUACAUCCGGGGCCCCGCGCCCAAGGACGUCCCCGUGCCGCUGUCCCACAGCAUCAACGGGAAGAACAAGCCCUGGGAGCCCUUCGUGGCCGAGGAGUUUGCACAUCAGUUCCACGAGUCCGUCCUGCAGUCCACCCAGAAGGCCCUGCAGAAGCAUAAAGGAACCGCAGCUGUGCUGUCUGCAGAGCAGAACCACAAGGUUGACACGUCCGUCCACUACAACAUUCCUGAGCUGCAGGCCUCGAGCCGGCUGCCCCUGCCCCAGCACAACGGGCAGCAGGAGCCCCCUGCUGUGAGGAAGGGCCCCCUCCAGCAGGAGAUGGACCAGGACUCAGAGGACGACGACAGCGAUGACGGGGAGGAGGACGAUGAGGACCCCCCCAGGCGCAAGUGGCAAGGGAUUGAGGCCAUUUUUGAAGCUUACCAGGAACACAUAGAAGAGCAGAACCUGGAGCGGCAGGUGUUGCAGACGCAGUGCAGGCGGCUAGAGGCCCAGCACUACAGCCUCAGCCGCAGCGCGGAGCAGCUCUCCCACAGCGUGGCGGAGUUGAGGAGCCAGAAACAGAAGAUUGUUUCAGAAAGGGAGCGACUCCAGGCAGAACUGGAUCACUUACGGAAGUGCCUUGCGUUGCCUGCAAUGCAUUGGCCUAGGGGCUACUUUAAGGGCUAUCCUAGGUGACGGUUUCCCUUGCACUAGGCCGAACCUAUAGUAUAGAAAUAUUAUCUAUUUUAUUACCUUGAAUAUUUAAUAUUUUUCACUGGGAGGUUUGAAGCUUAAAAAAAAAUGAGAAUGUGCCAUGCAUGAAGCAAAGGAUUCCAGGCUCCACAGAAAAAGAAAGAACUCGCCUUGACUUCAAUGCAAUUGAAUCACCUUUGUAAUUCAGCGAGCAACCAAUGUAGGAUGCCCGUAGCUUUUUCUUUUUGAAGGCGGUUUUAUUCUUUUCCCAGGCCAUCAUUUUUUAAUCUGAAAACGAAGGCUCUAUUACCAACACUAAAACUCUCGUUUGUAGCCCCUGGGUGCGUCAGGUCGGACCCCACGGCUUCUGUGCCCUUCCUUGCCGUGUUCCCAGGCCUCGAGAACCCAGUUUGCUCUCGCUGCAGGCGGGGCCGGUCUCGUUCCUCCCCGGGGCGGAGGAGACCUGCUUCAGCUGGAGGAAGGCGGGGUGCGUUUUAAGUAAAGGGCUUAUUUGUUUGUUUCAGUUAUUUUUCUGCAAAAUUCCCUUCAAAGCAACAGGUCCUUAAAGCACACAAAGCAAGAGUACUGAAGCCUCACCCAAAGGCUUUUCCCUGGAAAAGCUCUUUACCUAAAGAUAAAGCAAAUCAACAAACUGAAGGUACCUUUUUAUUACUCUGGGGCGGGGGGGGGGGGGGAGAACGUACCGAGCUCUGUGUAUACACAUACUCACCCCGCGUUGUUACUGCAGUGGGUGGUGUUUUCAUACAAACGUAAAUUUUGAGAGAAAAGUCAAAGGUGCUUCAGCCUUGUACUGUGUAUAUAUAUUAAAAAACAAAGUUUUGUAUGUUUUUAUUACUUUAAUUAUUGUUAUAAAAAAGCCUGCCAUUUUUAAUAUGUGGUUUGGGGGGAUUUUUGUUGUUUGUUUUCCUGUUUGGGGGUUUUAUUUGUUUUUGUUUUUUUGGGCAAAAACUUGCUUUUAGUGUUUGUACUGCUGCUGGUCAGGACAUUAAAAUACUGAAGCGUUUUUAAAAAUUAAAGAAGACGAAAAGUAAAAGAGCUUACCACUGGCGCCUAUGCGAUCACUUCAUUUUUGAGUCGCACCAGAAGGUCAUGUAGAAAGCCCUGCGCUGCUUUUUACCUCCGCCUGUGCCCCUUCCCCACUCAGGACAGCAGGCGGCGAUGCUAACCAGUCGCUAUUAAGUGAGGAGAGGCUGGUCUGCAGUGGGAACACCGUAGCUACUGUGGUGCACCUUCACGGGCACACGGGCACACGGACACAGGGCUUUGGGAAGUGAGCAGUUUGUGUGUCCAGUCUGAGAGCAGCUGCAAAAUAGCAAGUUUAGGGGCUUUAGAUGCAAAGCUUUUUUAACAGCCUAAAAGCAGGAUAAAUGGUAUCUGAGCAGAACUCCUCUUGAACCUACUGUGACGGCACAGCAGCAGCCAGGAGCAGGCGUCACCCUAUCAGUGCAGGGCCCGGGCAGAGAGAGCUUCCUUCCCGUCCCACUCACCGCUCAUUCAAGCAGUGCUGAAUCCAGAUCAGGAGGGGCUCUCAUGCCCCAGUGGGCCUGACCAGAGGCCACAGCAGCCAGUGGUUGGUCUGGCGGGAAAGAAGGGGAGGAGCCCCUUGGUCCUGGGCCAGGGAAGGGCUGGUUGACCUUCAGGAAGGCCAUUCCCUGUGACCGGUGGCCAUGCCCUCAGCCCUAGACCUUAGCUGUGUGGAACAGCUUGCUGGCAGAUGGCAGCGCGUGGCUUUAUCUGUUCCCACACAGUUUGCUCUGUAUGCCUGCCAAGACUCUUCCCGUUAUUAGCAAACUCAGACAGAAAGUGCCGCCAGUAUUACCAGCAGUCAGCCAGCACCUUCUUCUCUGCAGACAUGACUUGACUUGACAAAAACUAAGGGCUGUUCUGUGGGCCUCCUUACCUGCGAAGAUGCAGGGCACUGUGUUCCACAGGUGGGCACAGGUGUUCAGAGGGAGCCCCACGGCCGACCAUCAGGGCCAAACAUCAUUGAAUUUCUCUAUUAAUAAUCUGCUUACUGUUCCUGGUCUGAAGGCUUGAGUUACAUCUUACACUUCACCCCCAGUCCUCUUCCUCCAUCACAGGGGUCUGGCCGCCUCUGCUACUCAGCACUGAGGGAAAAGUAGUCCAUUUAAGUUGAUGGGGAAGAAAAGCACAGACCAGCCCUUCACCCGAGGGGAGCCCCUCAGCUGGGUUUUGGUUACGGGAGGGUUCAAGGGAUGCCUGCCCGGGGCAGGGAAGCUGUGUCACCAAGAGCUAAACUAACGACCUUUUCCCUCUACACGAGUGACACCCCCCCCACCCCCCGGAGCUUCUCCAUCGCUCUGCCGCACGGUACCCCACCCAUCCGUGCGGCUCUCUGAAUGUGCUCGGGCUCAAGAAUAUGACAAUCAGAAUAUGAUGUAAACCAGUGAGGCAGCAUGAAUAAACUAAGAAAAAGGUAAGAAAGUGUCUUGAAAACAGAAGUGCACCACUGAGACAGUACCCAGUCGUGGCUUCUUCAGUUAAUAACCUGAAAACACUUGAUUCUGAAAGAACGCAGGAGCAUCUAAGUCUCUCCAGCCUGGGCUUAACAAAAAUUCACAAAUAGGGAAUCCCUGCCACUGUCCUCAGCUGGCUCACACUGCAAUGACAACGUUCAGAAACACCACAUUUGCCCUAGAAUCGAAUCGAUUAUGGAACUUUUGCCAGUAUUUUCGUGAAGACCUCAGUGCUUCACGACCGCGCGUCUUCCCACAGCACCUGGGAGAGACGCUGCCAUCUGUCCUCCGAAGGCGCUUUCACUGACCCUUGUGAGGCAUUUCUUCCAAAGCUGAAUCCCGGGCUUGUACAGUUAGAUUGUCAGAAACCACCCAGAGCUUUCCCCCAAACUUGGCACCACACAACCUGAUCCUUUGAAAAUGAGGCUUUCUUUGUUUCAUAUAAUCAGAGCCAAACUGACAUAAAAUAGCAUGAUCUUAAUCGAUUAUUUCAGACAGGUGACCAAGAUAAGACUUUCAACAGCUUAGUCUAUAUUCUACAGUAAAUAAAACACUUGAUUGGCAUUGAUUAUGCCCUCAGGGAAAUUCAGACUAUUAAGAGGAGCCCACACCUUCAGCAGCAGAGAAUUGUUAACAGGAAAUCUUAAAGUUCAUACAUGGGAUGGUGCUUCAAGUAGCUCACAAUGCUACCACAUCUCAAAAAUUAAAUCAGACCCCCCUCUUUCCCUCUGAGCCAUGGUUUGAGGUGUAGAAAGUUCCAAGGACCCACCAUCAGAUGGAGACGGUCAGCACCGCCCAUGCUGUGACUCCUCAAGUGUAUGUUAGCCACUUGGCAGCAGUCCCUGUGCUCCUUUCAAGUAACCAAGCUAUUGACUUUCUUACUACUUGCAUUAGUCUGUCCCCAACUUUUUGAUCCAGCGCUUCACUUAAACCCCUUAGCUCUGCCUUGACCUGAGGAAGCCCACGCUGAUCGGUUGUGUUGCUCUGUUUGUGCCCUGUGCUUACCUGCUAGAACAGUGAGCCAGGACGGGAGGGAGGAGGGACGGUGCCUCGGUCACUCUGGGGGCAGUUUAGAUGCUGUGAAAUUAAACCUGUUCUAAGUGUACUUGUUUGAAUUAAUUGUAUUGUAAUAUUAUUUGUUGAAUGUAGUAAUUAGAUAUUUAUGAAUAUAUUGCUGUAAUUUCUGACAACAUUCAAAAAAUAAAAUCUUCCUAAAUCA